Messenger RNA from Amyelois transitella, 3043 nucleotides. RefSeq names its product COMM domain-containing protein 5. The coding region runs from base 154 to 777 and encodes 207 amino acids. The record is from RefSeq and is a predicted model, not a curated record. Lineage: Eukaryota; Metazoa; Arthropoda; Insecta; Lepidoptera; Pyralidae. The transcript has 4 exons. Gene Ontology annotation, cellular component: nucleus.
CAAAUGUCAACCACACGGAGCAUAAAAUAAAACGCGUACGUAACAAAACAAGUCGCAAAUGAAAAACUAAUUUAUCAAGAAAUAUAUGAUUAGGUACCUACCUAAUCUAAUUUGUCGAAAUUAAUUAAUUGAUGUAUUUAAAUUAUUAUCAAAAUGUCACAGCAAUUAGAGCUAUUAACAGAGAAUCCAUCACAAUGGACUUCGGUUUCAUUACUCUCACCAGAAAUCCAAAAAAAGGAAAUAAAACCUUAUGUUGUCCUGGCCCUGAAAGAGUUAGAAGGCAACCCUGACAGCCGUACAUCCAGCCUUAUGAAUGUAGACAAGUUCUCCGCAGUUCGGGCUGUUGUGAGACACCUGGCGAGGCUGAGGUCGGCAAAUAAGGAGCCGUGGGCCUCCGAAGAUGUUACAGUGUUCCUGGAAAGUUUAAGGUUCAGUCCGGAGUGUGUAGAAGAGCUUACAUCUCUUUUAUGUUUAGACAAAGUGUACGAGAAUGUUCCUAAACACCUGCGUGUGAAGCCAGGCUUGGUGGAUCUACAGUGGAAAGUUGAUAUAUCUCUAAGCCAAUCAAAUAUGUCUUCAGAGAAUGCGAAUGCAUCCCAAGCCAAAGAAAUAAUGAGACGGUACACCCAUAUUAUACUGAUCUUAACACUCACCGAUGGACAAACCCUCACAUACAGGUUAUCUAUAAACAAGUUUCACGAAUUAAGAUAUACAGUGGCAUGCGCUUUGAAGAAUAUGAUCGUUUUGGAGAAAAGAAAAUGUAUGAGGAAAGACUGACACAGGCUGCCGUGGGGGUGAGCUGUAUAUAUAAAGGUUCUGUGCCUCCGUUUGUAAUUAAGAACCUUCUAGAUAAUCAUCGCUCGUUCGAUUUUAAUAGCACUCCUAAUUGUAUCGCCUUGCGUUCUGAGUAAGGCUUGCUACACACAUUCAGGUCAAGUUAAUUUCCACAGACUGUAAAGUUGAAUAAGUAUGGGUGCAUAACAAGCUUAUGUUCAAUAAAGCCAAGGAAUGGCGUGAUGGUUUUAAUAAGGCCUCUUCUUCUUUGUCCUCGCCUCUUCCCGUUACGCGGGGUCGGCUUUCCUAAUCUUAAGGCGCCAUUUCUUCCGCUGAUACGCGUCGUCAGUUGACAGGCCCAACUCUUUCAUGUCUCUCUGGACAUUUGACAUCCAGGUUGUUAGGGCCCUGCCUUUCCCUCUCUUUAACGUAGCCAUGGAAAGGCACUUCUUUACAGCGUGAUCUUCGGGUCUACGCAUUACAUGUCCAAACCAUCUUAGUCUGGAUUCUUUGAGCUUCUCGGUUAUGGGUGCCACCUUGAAACUGCCCCGUAUAUGUUCAUUUCGGACUUUAUCUUUGAGGGUAACUCCACCUGCCCAACGGAGCAUACGCAUUUCCGUCGUGUGUAGUUUAUGCUCUUGCGUUUGCUUUGAGGCCCACGUUUCGCUGCCAUAGAGUAGAACUGGUCUCACGGCGGUUUUAUAGACUUUGCCUUUGGUUCUUACAGGCAUUUUAGGAUCACAUAGGACUCCUGUCAGUUCUCGCCAUUUACUCCACCCAGACGUGGUUCUAUGGGUUAUGUCAGCGGUGAUCGUGCCGUCCUCGGCGAUAACAGAACCUAGGUAUUUGAACUUGUUUACUCUCGGUAGGAUUUCUCCAUCAAGCUUCAGCUCUGUGUGUGUCGUGCUAGAUUUGUCAAGGCUAAAGUUGCACACCAUAUACUCUGUCUUAGUUCUGCUAAUACGUAGUCCACCGGACUCGAGGGCGCUCCUCCAUUGCUCUAGGCUGUCCUGUACUUCUUGCUUGUUGUUCGAUAUUAAUGCAACAUCAUCCGCAUACAGGAGGUUCCAUGGUACGGGCUUCUGAAUUUUCUCCGUAAGGUAGUUCAUCACGAUGUUAAAUAGUAAUGGGCUAAGCGCGCUGCCUUGAUGAACCCCCACUUUGAUAUCGAAGCUUUUUGAUACACCUGCGGCACAUCGGACACUCGUUUGCACGUUAACAUACAUAUCUGAUAUGAGCUUUAUGUACCGUUCUGGAAUGUUCUGGGAGCGCAAGGCCUGCCAGAUCAAUGUUCUAGGUACACGAUCGAAAGCCUUUUCAAGAUCUAUGAAAAUCAUCCAUAGUGUUUGUUUGUUGUCACGAGAUUUUUCCAUUAACAGCCUUAUCACGUGUAUUGCGUCUGUGGUUCCCUUCCCAGCGGUGAAACCAAAUUGGUUUUCUGAUAUGAGAGUUAGACUUUGAAGACGUAAUAAGGCCAAUAAAAAAAUUACUAAUUUUUUUUUAAAGCCUUGUACACCAAUAAUAAUAAAUUUACCAGCCUUAGCUGAGAUAGAAAAACAAAUAUAAUAAUAAUAAAUAUAAAUAGAACAGAUUACACCGAUUGAGUUAGCCUCGAAAUAAGUUCGACUAUUUUUUUUCGUAAAAUAGAUGAACAUCCUAAUAAAACAUAUAAAAUCGACAAAUCAACUUCUUUGUUAUUGGCCUUAAUUUCUAAUUAGACAAACUCGUUAAGGCUAAUAGAUAAAGCGACUCAUAUUUAGGUGCUAGAAAUAUUGCUUAAGAAAAUAAAUGUGGAAAUGAAAUUUUCAAAUUAACAAGUUUUAAAAUCUGUUUGACAGAUUGUUUUGCCUUUUGAACUAGAAUAUGCUUAUCACAUUCCAUUCGUAAUAAUUACAUUUCUGAACUAAAGUAAAGUAUAGUUGUUAAUUUCGAAUUAUUAGAAAAAAAUAUGUACCGAAUAAAAUGUUAACAUUUUUAAAAUCUUGAUAAGAAUAACAUCAGCCCCUGUAGUAAGACACGCGCGACGCCAUUUUUAACACACGAAAAACUAUCGCGUUUCGCAUUUUAUUGUGACUCGAAACGGCCAUGCUACGGGAGCAGGACAGAUAUAUGAUUAUGAUGUAGGAGCGACAAGGAUAGAACAUACGAAUUUAUGUAUUUGACAGCUGUCAUUCUAAUCAUCAUACAUUUUAAGAAGUAUAAAUGGUGCACUGUUCGUAUAAUAAUGUUCAAGAGUUUAUUUUUUAAUAAAAGAAUGAAAUACUUUCAA